GUAGCAUUCCCUUCACGCUGAUUUUCGCGGCGUUGGAGUUGUCAGUGAAACGGAAACAAGAAGCUAACCUGAGGGUUUUCUUUGCUCUGAAACAUCAAACAUGGAGCAUUUUGUAUCAACUGUGAAAACUCUCACAGAGAACCUGCUGCAGACACAGAUGCCAGAUUUUGAUGAGGCCAUUGAGAAACUCUUCUCUAAAGUGUCUGGAUUAGAUGUUUUGUCAAAAAUACCACAUUCACAGCUUGAAGAGUGUGCCAUCCAGUUGUGGAACUGGUCGGUGACCAAAAACGCCGGUGGUGCUCUGAGUAAAGUUCAAAAAGCCAAAGUUCGUCAUGUCGCAUGCAGUCUGCUUUACUGCUGUGAACCUGAGAAUCCAACAGAGGGCGCCAUCCGCAAGCAGAUCCUGAUGGCCAGCAAAACGGGCAGAACCUGGCUGGACUGCAAAAAUCCCCAGAUGGCAGAUCAUUUCUUGAGGCUUGCUGUCAAGAGCCUGGAAACCCUCUACAGCCAGCUGAUGUCCAGAGGCGACGCAGCGGCCAACAUUACUUCCUCCAAGGCGGAUGUGGAGAAGGACCUGCUUCGAAUUCUGUCAUACCAGGCAGAGUCGGCCGUAUCCCAAGGGAAUAGCGGAGAAGCCAAGGUCUACAUGCAGCGAUGUAAAGACAUGCUGCAGCGGAUACCGAAAGAUACGGCGUACCUCUCCCUCAUGUGCUACAACUUUGGUGUAGACACCUAUAAUCUGAGGAAGUAUGAGGACAGUACUUUCUGGUUGAGCCAAAGCUACGACAUCGGUAAAACGAGUGCAAAGUACGGCCCUGGACCAGACGUUCUGGCCAAAGCUUUGCGUCUGCUUGCUACAGUUUAUCUAGAGUGGGACUGUCAGAGGUUUCAGGAGAAGGCGCUCAAUGCCGUCAUCUUGGCCAACAAGGAGUGUGUGAGCACAUCUGGGCUGUAUUUAAAGAUAAGAAUCCUCCUGAGAUCCGAGGCCUCAGACAAUCACAUCAGAGCAGGACUUGAUGAGAUGCUGGAAUCACAAGUUCCUCUUGAAGUCUGUCAGAGCGCAGUGAAACUUCUCAUGUCUGAAGACAGAGAAAUGCUGGCGUUUGAGUAUUUGAAGUGUGUGUGUCAGCACUUUGGCUCGUCCCCUGACCUGGGCGCUGCUCUUGUGCUGCACGUUGAGCUGCUGCUGCAGAGAAACAAAGAGCUGCUGGCCAAACAGAAGAUAGAAGACAUCAUCACUGGCCACUACAGUGGUAAACAGCUCACUCCAGAUGCGCUGACCAGUUUGCAUGUCAUACUGUGGGAUCAGGCGUCAAAACAUUUUGAGGCUGGUAACUAUGCAGAGGCUCUACAGUGGUAUAACUACUCCUUCAGCUUCUUCAAGGCAGGUCAGAUGGAGCCAAAUCUAGCCAAGCUGCAGAGGAACAGAGCGUCCUGCCUGCUGCAUCUGCAGCAGUUAGAAAAGGCUAAAGAAGCAAUUAAAGAAGCAGAAAGGUCUGAUCCUGAGAGUAUCUUCACUCAGUUCUGCAUUUACAAGAUUGCUGUUCAGGACGACAACGUACAGAAAGCUGUAGAGGCAUUGAAUGCGAUGGGAGUCCUGUCCAAGUCGCCUGUAUCCAGCGAAGACAGGCUGCUGCUAUCAGAGAGCGCAGCUUCCUGUCUCCUCUGUCUGGCAGCUCAGAUUGCUCUGGAGAAUGGAAGACAGGAAACUGCAGUGAAAGCUCUGGAGGUUUUAUGUGAGAACUCAAAAGACGAAGCUCACGUUCUGAUGGGUCUUAGGUGUUUGGUCCGACUCGUGUUCUCCUCAGCAGAAAACUCAGCUGAUCAGUUGAGGGAUGUGAAUCUGGACAAACUCCUGCCGUAUCUGAAACAGGCUCUGCACACAAUUUCACACCAGUCUCAUAUGACUGCUGAGCAGCGCGCUGAGGACGCUAACUGGUUCAGAAAGAUUGCCUGGAACUCGGCUCUGCAGUGCGAGAGCAGACCUGACGGAAUGAGGGAUUUCUUUGUGCUGUCCUACCAGCUCUCCCUGCUGUGCCCUCCUGACCGCGUUCUGCUCAUGGGCCAGAGGACGUCUCUGCUGAUGGCAGCUGCUGCCUCUUUGGAGCUCUGCAGGAAGUCUCCUCACUCCACCCAGGCGGAGGAUCUCACUCUGGCUCUGGAGCACAUUCAGGCCUGUUGGGAGGUCUGCAAAACCCUGAAAGCAUCAGGCAACCUUCCAGCGGACCCGACGGACUCCCUGCUGCUGCUGUACGAGUUCGAGGCUCGUGCAAAGCUGAGCGAUCCGAAGGUGGAGACGAUUCUGGAGUCUGUCCUAGAGCUGGAACAUGUUGAAACCAAAGUGUUGGAGACCAUGGCAGGCUUAGCCAUGGAGCCUCCAGCCCACUUCCCUCAGCUCUGCAAGAUGGCCCUGAGAGCCGCUCUCUCCCUGCACAGGAAGCAACCCCAGGCCGACCCGACGCACUGCAGUAAGUACGUCCACAGCCUGAUCAAGCUGUCCCUGCCGAGCGGCGUGUCCGAGGUGGAGAGCCGCGUGCUGCAGGAGCUGUGGGAUUAUUUCGAGGACGCUCUGUCCAUCAUCUCAGCCGCGCCGGACGGCUUUCCAGAGAUGGAGACGCUGUGGCUGCUGACUCAGGCGUGGAACGCCGGGAUUCUGCUGUACAGCCUGGCCCAGUACCACGAAGCCGAGAAGUGGUGCGGCCUCGCCAUGAGCUUCAUCCGACACCUGGGGUCUCUGCGGGAGAGCUACGAGAUGCAGAUGAGUGGGCUCUACAGUGAAAUCCUGGACAGACUGGACAAAGCGAAGAAAAACAUCCACACAGAGGAGUAAAACGCUCAGUUCUUCUCACCUCGAUGUUCUGUGUUGUGAAGGAGAACCUAGCAGGUUCAUCCCAUCAGUUUGUUACAGGUAAAAGUUCUUUACGUUCAAAUAUCCGGGCUUCCUGGAAGACGACAGUAUUUAUUACAGCUUGAUCUGUUCAGAAAGUUUGCCGACGAUUUUUCAUUCAUUUUCUAGUGAACUAUUAAACCCUCCUGUUUUUUUCCCAUAUCUUUGUCUGAAUAUAAAUUCCAUAAAAACUUGCUAGAUUUUGUAUUUUGAAUGAAAUGUAAUAGUAUUGUUUUAUAUGCAUAUUAAUGUUUCCAUUUGAAGUUUUUUUGUCCUGUUGACUCAUUUAACAAACUUUUUUUUAAAUCUAGCUUUACUUUUCAUUCCUUUGUGUUCAAAUGCCCUAUAAAUUUCAUGCUCUGUUUCCCAUCUGGUGGCAAAGUGUGGAGAAAUGUUAACUUUUAAAACUUCACGCAAAACAUUUGGUUAUAAUUGGUGUUUCUACCAAUUAUAUUGAAGGCCAAAAGGGACAACAUUUUAAAAAUACAUAAUUAAAUCAGGAAUAAAUGCAACAUUGAAAUAAAGGUUUAAUUUAAUGUUUUACAAUUUAUGUAUAAAAUCUCAUUAAAUGAUUAAAAUCCAAACUACAGACCAGUUUUAGCACCGCCCCUUGACUUUGAUUGGUGAGUUAACAGAAAAUUAAAUAUCUUCAUCCACAAUUGUAAGUUUGUAUUUUAACCAUUUAAUGACAUUUAUUAAAUGGUAAAAUUAAGCAUUUAUUUAAAGUUAUGUUUAACUAAAUGUAACAUGCAAUUAAAUUAACUGCAGUAUCUAUUAAACUAUUUAUUUCAUGGUGCAUUUUUUUUAUGAUUUAAUUAUAUAUUUGUUUAAUUUUGUCCCUUUUGGCCCUCCAUACACACAGGAUGGAAAACGUAUAUCAAUACACAAUGUUUCUAUGGCAUUAUUUAUAGGAGCUUCUUUUUUGUGUCUAAAGGACAAACAAUUUUGCCUAAAUAUUAAAAAUUGAUCGAUGUUGCAAACAUUUGACUCCCCUAAAACAUUGCAUUUUUAUAGGGGAAAAAAGGAAGAGAAAAACAAAACUAAUCACUAAAACCAUCAUUUAAAGGCUUACAAAUUUGAAAAAUACAUUAUUUAUGUUCCUUAGACUUAUUAUUUCUAUGGCCAAAAUAAAACGAACCCCAAGGGUUUAAAAUUUGCACUUGAUUGCCCGAGCCACUUAAAGCAGAAUGACAAGCACAUCAAGAUUAUAACUGAGUCACAUAUUUUAUUUUCAAACAAAUAAACUCUCGUCAAGUCCCAAAAUAAAACCCAAACAAAAAAAGUUGCAGGACCGCGUUCCCUCAUGACUAGGACAGGGAAGACCAUGAGGCCGAGUGUCCUGAUAGGCUGUACCACCUGCAGUGACAGGAAGGAAACUACUGUACAAUCAAAGGGUUCAUGUUUGCAAGCACUUACUGCACAAUGUGCCAGAACAGAAACAUAUCAUCACCCCAAAAGUACAAACAAAAAGAAAAAGAAAAGCCUGAGCCCCCUCCCCGACCCCUUCCCCCCAUAAAAUAAAAUAAAAUAAAAAUAAAACGCAUCAUGUCUCUCAUCAGAACGUCCCUGGCCAGUUAUACACACACAGAUGCGUUCAGGUACCGUUAACCUCAAUGGAAAUAGGAGUGAUAUUGAGUUCUUUGGGCUUUGACGCGGCUGACCGAGGUAUGAGUACACACGUUAUUAACAGUCAGCUGGAUGUCCGCUGAACACCAGAGAGGACCGACUUUAAGCGUCUAACGAUGGAGGGUUCCGCCUGCAUUGCUUUUAUUUUACAUCUUCUUUUUUGGAUCUAUACACCCAGACAAGAAAUCCCACGUAGACAGUUCCCUACUCCAGGGAACUGGAUCCCCGUCUCGCUAGCUAACCGUUCCCAUGAGAAAUACUGACGUUGCAGCACAUUUUCGAACGGAGCUUGAAGCUCAGGAGUAGCUCAGACUUUUACUUACCUGACGUCUGCGGUCUAUAAAACCUGUCUGUCCGAGUUCGAGUCACACAUGCAUGAAGCACAGGUGAGGAGGGGACGUGUGGGGGAGGGGCUUAUUUACAUUGUUCAGCUACCACACCGUUUUGAAACAGUCUGCAAGCAGUUUAUAAAUGGCUCUGUUCCCUUCGGUUAUUCCCUGAACUCUGGUUUUGACACAGGUAAUGACAGCUGGUUAAGCAGUGGUGCCUGGCAGGCGGGCACACCUGAUAGGGAAAAAAACGCCCGCAGGUGUACAGGUGCUGUGUGAGCAGGAGAAAGAGAGAGAGAGAGAGAGAGAAAGAGAGAAGGGGGAUCCCCAGACGUCUGGCUUCCAGUCGAGUUAAACGCAGAAGAAUUAAAAUAUAAAAAACUAAAAGGCUGAGAGGGUUCAGAGGUCUUGGGUCACGGUUUCGAUCGUUUUCAAUGUCGAGAUGCGAGUCCUGCAGGAGAGAAGGCGAUGAUGUCCAAUUAAACAUGGAGCAGGAGUGGCCCUCUUUUAGUAAUCCGGCAUCACCUCUAAGAGCUCAACACAGUGGUUCAGCAUCAAGAAGGUUUACAGAUACACAAAGCAUAAAAAGAUUUACUCAAACCCAACUUUAGUGUUUUCUCAUUUUGGCAGAGGGGGGACAAUUCAAAAACAGGUUAUACUGACUCUUUAAUUGUUAGAACAUCCAAUACAAUUAUUGUCUUGUUCUACCCGUUUUUAAGGCCGCCACACACAGCGGCAGCAGCUGAUAGGACAGUACCAUGUGACCAAUCAGAAGUGAAUCGUCCUGGAAGGCAGAGAGUGUAAUGGGGUCGUCUACUGCUCAACAUGAGUCGGGAGGCUCUACCUGUCUGGAUUGGAAAAAGCCAAAUUGUUUGAUUACACACAAAAAA
This is a messenger RNA of Xiphophorus couchianus (Monterrey platyfish), 5732 nucleotides long. RefSeq names its product testis expressed 11 (gene tex11). The record is from RefSeq and is a predicted model, not a curated record. The transcript has 29 exons. Gene Ontology annotation, molecular function: protein binding. Gene Ontology annotation, biological process: meiotic cell cycle. NCBI's taxonomy places the organism in Eukaryota, Metazoa, Chordata, Actinopteri, Cyprinodontiformes, Poeciliidae. The coding region runs from base 101 to 2830 and encodes 909 amino acids.